Molecule: messenger RNA, 1711 nt
Organism: Fukomys damarensis (Damara mole-rat)
Lineage: Eukaryota; Metazoa; Chordata; Mammalia; Rodentia; Bathyergidae
Gene: Tle6
Product: TLE family member 6, subcortical maternal complex member
Exons: 10
Coding region: 1-1608 (535 amino acids)
Biological process (GO): regulation of DNA-templated transcription; negative regulation of canonical Wnt signaling pathway
Cellular component (GO): transcription regulator complex; nucleus
Molecular function (GO): transcription corepressor activity; protein binding
Source: RefSeq, a predicted model, not a curated record
AUGGGAGGACUGCUCUCCUUCCAGCUCCCAGAGGCCACCUCCCAGCCCAAUCCCUACAGUGUGGUUCAAUUCUCCCAGCUGCCGAAGGAUCUUCAAGAACAAGACAAGGUAGUGAGCCCCUUCCAGCCCCCAGGUUCGCUGGGCCAGGGAGGCCGGGUCUCCUCCAGGAAACAGUUCAAGCAGGAAAAGACGAAGCCAGCCUCCUGCAAGUGCCCGGGGACGCAGAGACCCCAGCCAUCCCUUCUCCUGUCCUGCGGGCCUGAGGCCCAGCUCCGCCCGAACAUCCUCACCAAGGACCUCCGGGAGACCUUCGCUUACCAAAACAAGCUGGCAGCACAGACCGCCAGAAAGCGGGAGCCAGGCCCGUGGAAAGGCCGCAGGUGGACCAGCGGGACAGUCCGGGGCCAGCAGAGUCGGGGGGCUGAUGCGAUUCCCUCCAGAGGGCGCGGAGCCGCGGGUCCCGCGCUGCUGAACUUGGAGGCAAAGUCGGAAGAGGAGGAUUCAGGAACUGACUCGGCAGAGCUCUCCUCCAGCUCCUGGGAGGACCUCAAGGAGGACUUCACCAAGGCCCCCAGAGGGCAGCAGGCGCUGGACCGAAAAGCCCACCCAUUCCUGAGGCCCACAUUCCAGGACCCUGAGGUCUUCGGGAAAACGUGGCUGCGCCCAGGCGCCCCACGGGGCCAGUCCGAGAGCUUGGGCUUGCCCUACAAGGUGCAGAGGCUGCACAUGCUGCAACAUGGGCACCACGUCCUCGCCACGGCCGUGAACAGCCUCACGCGCCACGUGUUCACCUGCGGCCCGGGCGGCCUCAAGGUGUGGAGGCUGGGCGGCCGGGAGGCCCAGGACACCUUCCCCCAGAGCCACCUGCAUUGGCCCAUCCAGACCCCGGGCGCCUUCCUGUCCACCUGCAUGCUGGCCCCCAACGGCAAGAUGCUCUUCGCCGGCGGCCACGGCCUGUCGGGCGUGAAUGUCUGGGACCUGCUGGCGCCGGACUUGCACAACCCAAGCCAGCUGUCCUGCGAGGGGCUCUCCUGCCAGGCCCUGGACGCCGACCUCAAAGGCAGCCUGGCCUUCGCCGGCUUCAGCAACGGCACCGUCAGGAUCUGGGAUGUCCGGGAUCGGAACGUGGUCAAAGACCUUCCUGGCCGGCAGGGUGAGGCCAACAGCGCGGUGAUUAAAGACGACACAGUCUGGACAGGGGGCCUGAACGGCUGUCUGCAGUGCUGGGACCUCAGGGCAGCUCGCAAGUCCCAGAAGCAUCUCUUCAAGUCUCAGAUCACGAGCCUGUCGCACAGCCUCUGGGAGGACUGGCUGCUCGUGGGCCUGGCCAGCGGGCAGCACUGGCUGCAGUCCACCCUCAGGGGCCAGGCGCACGCGGCGGGGCACAAGAACGGCGCCGUCCUGGGGCUCAAGUUCUCCCCGUACGGUCAGUGGUGGGUAAGCGUCGGCACGGACAAGCUGACCACCAUUCACAGCAUGCCCGCGGGGUACACGGAGUUCCAGCUGCUGGAGAAAUCCUGCACCACCUGCUGCGAUGUAUCCGCCAGCAACAAGCUGAUCGUCACGGGCUGCCAGGCCUGGGCCUCUGUGUACCAGCUCUCCUACUGAGGCCUCCCGCUGUCACCGGUGCGGUGCGGGCUCCCUGCAGUGUGCGGCCGGGGGCCUGGGGACCAGGGUGUGUCCCACGAAAUAAAGCAAAAGGGAAAGAGCA